AUGGCAGCAGCGACCAAGGACGUGGACCGGAAGAUGACCGACCAUGACUACCUCCUCAUGGAGCGGGAGCUCUAUGAAGAGAGCAUACGUGCACUGGAGGUGCGACUCGCCCAGCUCGAAGACGGUACGCUGCCAGAGUACGUGGAGCAGGUGCAGGCAUUUGCGGCGGAGAAGCAGUCGCGCCUCGACCUUGCACGGCUCCGGCGCGAUCUCCUCGAGAAGAACAGCGCUGAGCUGCUCGCGUUCGACCUGCAGCAGCUGGAUGAAGUCUACGCCCAGGCCAUGGAGCGUGCGCUGCGCACGCCGCCGCCAUCCCACGACGAGCUGGACACAUGUGCCAUCGACAACACGGCGCUGCCUCUGCCUAUCGGAAAGACUUUGUCAAAUAGCGAGCUCGAAGCGGCCUUGGAUCGUACCCUCGACGAGAAGCGCCGGCUCUUCAACCUCGAGCAUAUUGCCGCGGUCCAGCCCAGCACGUCCACGAUCGUCGCCCAGCUCCAAACCACGCGCGAUGCAUGGCAGGCCGCUCAGGUCGCGAUGGACGCAUCUUCGCCCGAAGAAUGCUUUUGGGAUGCGAUGCACAAGACGUUGCACAUCUGCGAGCAGCCAUAUCGCGUCGGCGACGCUAUCGUGCUCCACUCAGCGCUGGCCAACGAAGAUUUUUACGGUGAAAUUGCGUCCGCGAAUGAGACCGCGGUGCAGCUCAAGCUGCUGUGUGACUCGGUCGUCACUGUACCACUGGCCUCCCUGCGAGACCGUCGGUGUCGGCUGCAGCGGCAAGACGAUGGACGAUCGUCCGACGCACCAUUUUCGCCGGCCCCGACCACACCGCUUCGCCGCGCCUCGACACCGCGCUCGCGCCGCAAGUCCCGAUCGCGGCGAGUUCUCUCGCUGCUGUAG
Messenger RNA from Saprolegnia diclina VS20, 900 nucleotides. RefSeq lists its product as hypothetical. Lineage: Eukaryota; Oomycota; Saprolegniomycetes; Saprolegniales; Saprolegniaceae. The coding region runs from base 1 to 900 and encodes 299 amino acids. The record is from RefSeq and is a predicted model, not a curated record. The transcript has 4 exons.